This is a messenger RNA of Drosophila sechellia, 1833 nucleotides long. RefSeq names its product zinc finger protein weckle. Gene Ontology annotation, molecular function: zinc ion binding. The coding region runs from base 91 to 1632 and encodes 513 amino acids. The record is from RefSeq and is a predicted model, not a curated record. The transcript is spliced from 3 exons. Lineage: Eukaryota; Metazoa; Arthropoda; Insecta; Diptera; Drosophilidae. Gene Ontology annotation, cellular component: nucleus.
CACCGAACAAGAAUCAAAUCUGGACUAAAAGUAAACAAUUAAACUGCUAAUUCUCGGCGAUAAGGUGUCCCACUUGGUUCCAUUGCCAAGAUGACGGACGGCAGCCACUGGCUGAACUGGUGUCGCCUGUGCGCCAAGGACGACGCCCAUGGCAAUGUGAAGGUGCAAAUGAAUGCAAAUUCCCAAGGAAACUGGGACAAUGUCUUGAUAAUGGCCAUUCGCAAGUACUUCGAAGUGCAAAUGCAAGUGGAGGACGAGCUAAGCAGCGUGCUGUGCACGGAGUGCUAUACGCUUAUCAGCGAACUAAUCGAUUUUGCAGAGCAUGUGACCAAAGUGCAGGAGAUCUUUGAGGUCCUGCGGCGCACGGAAACAGAUGGGGACCAGGAAAUGGACGUGGCUGCACUGCGUCAGCAGUUUGGACUCUGCGAUGACGACUGGACGCACAUAAUAAAGCCCAUUCCUGCUGUAGAAAUGGAAUCCGAUAAUGUUUAUCAAAAACCCGCUCAAAUAUUACAGGAGUUUCCUAUGCCGGAUGCAGGCAACCAAGAAAUGGAAAUAUCGGAUAGGGAAACAACAACCCACUUAAUUCAAACCAAAAAGAUCGUAGGAAUGGAGAUACCAAAGCAGGAAUUCAUCGACAUAGGUCCCAUUCUGUUGGAAAAGAACACAAGUCAACUGAACAUGGAGGAUGUGCUAGACGAACUGCCUCAGGAGGAACUAUCGCAACCGCGCGUCGACUGCACAACCUCUCCGGCCUCAAUGGAGAACGAUGUCAAGUCAGAAAUGCUUGACAGCUGUGAUGGUGACGCCGAUUUCCUGCCCUUAGAUGGCCAGCGAAUGGAUCUCGUCGCGGAGGCAACCACACCAAAUGCUCCGGAAUCAACCGCAGAGGAGAAGGCCAAACGGGGUCGCAUGGACUGCGAGAAAUGUGGCAAGGUCUACAGAAAUCGCGCUUCAUACGAGAAACACUUGGAGCGCGAGUGCCGCCGGAUCGAGCGGCGCGUGAAAGUGGACAAAACAACAACAACCUGUGAUAUUUGCAACAAAACGCUAUCCUCCGCCACUGCGCUGAAGCUCCACAAGGAGGGCAUACACCAGAAUGUCAAGCCAUAUAUCUGCGAUAGUUGCGGCAAGCAACUGAAGACAAUUACAGCACUGAAUGAACACAAGCUGGUUCACACGGAAAGCCGUCCCUUCGAGUGCACUGUCUGCAAGGCGGGCUUUAAGAAUCGGGCUCGUCUGAAGGCCCACUACCAAAUCCAUGCGGAGCCCAGUUUCGUGUGCAACAUUUGCGGCAAGAAACUGCAAACGCGUCGCACCUGGAACAUGCACAAGGUCGUGCACACCGAGGAGCGGCGCCUGAAGUGUGAUGUCUGCGGCGCUCUCUUCAAGCGUUCGAAGACGCUCAAGACCCACCUGCUGAGCCACACGGGGCUGCGACCGUACGUUUGCAACUACUGUGGCAAGUCCUUUGCCUGCAAUGCCAAUUGCCGGUCGCACAAGCUCAAGAAACAUCCGCAGGAAGUUCAGCAGGAGGAUGGAGCACGGCUGCCCUCUCGCCUCAAUGUUCCGACGUUGGAGGAACUUCGCGCUAUGACUCAAAAGCUACCAAAAGGAACAACAGAAAACUAGCUUUAGCAUAAUAUAAUCAUAAUAUAUUUUACCUUUAAGCUGGCAUCAGAGAGGAAUGUGCAAUCUCAAAUUUUCCAAACAAAGAUCUAAAUAUAUUAAGUAAAUAUAUAUUUAAGUCAUUGCCAAGUAGCAAAAACUUGCCAAAACUCACUGAUCGAAUAAUAAAACGCAUUCGAGUUAUUUAAAAACAAAAUAAUUUUA